AUGGGGGAUACAGAACGACAGCCACUGCUCGACGCAGCGUCCAUCCAAUAUGAUUAUGAUACCCUUCAGGGUUCAUAUCUCCAUCAUCUCGAUGUAGACCUCAGCGACAGCGACACCCUACCAGGCACUGUUCCAGAAGGGAAAUCCCUGACCUGGUCCAGUGCCUAUAUUCUCGUUGUCUCGCGUGUCAUCGGUAGCGGUGUUUUUGCAACUCCAGGCUCCAUUGUCAAGUCCGUCGGCAGUGUAGGACUGGCAUUGCUGGUCUGGAUCGUGGGUACCGUUCUAGCCGCCUGUGGACUGGCCGUGUCGAUGGAGUACGGAUGCAUGCUGCCUCGAUCUGGUGGCGACAAGGUGUAUCUGGAAUAUACCUAUCCUCGUCCCCGAUUCCUCGCCUCCACCCUGAUUGCCGUGCAGGCUGUCGUAUUAGGGUUUACGGCGAGCAACUGCAUCAUUUUCGCUAAAUACACGCUGUUUGCCUUCGAUGUUGAACCCACAGAAGUGCAGCACAAGAUUUUGGCGGUCGGUCUGCUCACGGUUAUUACCUUCGUACAUGGAUGUUUCCCAAAGACAGGCAUCUGGGUGCAGAAUCUGCUGGGAUGGAUCAAGAUCUUCCUGAUCGCGGCCAUGUCGCUGACAGGCCUCUGGGUGAUUCUUUUCCGGCCAUCCAGUAACUCUCUUGGAGUGUCACCAGAAAUUCCCACCAGUCCACUAGCAUGGGAUGGGCUGUGGGAGGGAUCCAACUGGAGCUGGAGUCUGCUAUCGACCUCGCUGUUCAAGGUGCUUUAUUCAUACGCAGGGCUCAACAACGUCAACAAUGUCCUCACCGAGGUGCAUGACCCCGUGCGGACGCUGAAAUCCGUCGGUCCAGCCGCGCUAUUCACAGCGGGGGGUCUUUACCUGCUGGCCAAUGUCUCAUAUUUCCUGGUCGUGCCGCUGGACGAGAUCAAAAGUAGUGGUGAACUGGUAGCUGCGCUGCUGUUCCAGCGACUUUUCGGUGAUCAUGUCGGACGCACGCUCCUUCCUCUUGCGAUUGCCAUCUCAGCGGCGGGCAACGUCAUGGUGGUGACUUUUGCGCUGGCUCGAGUGAAUCAAGAAAUCGCCCGUCAAGGCUUUCUUCCUUGGUCUCGUGUUCUCUCCUCGGCCAGGCCCUUCCAUACGCCUCUUGGAGGACUGAUUGUCCACUACGUGCCCUCAUUGCUGGUAAUCGCCGUCCCACCCCAAGGCGACGUGUACAACUUUAUCCUCGACGUAGAGGGGUAUCCCGGACAGAUCUUUGCCCUGGCAGUAACGGCCGGUUUGCUUCUGGUGCGAUAUCGCGAGCCCUUACGACAUCGCCCAUUCAAAGCCUGGCUUCCUGCAGUGUGGUUGCGCAUCGUGGUCUGUCUGGCCUUGCUGGUGGCUCCGUUUAUUCCGCCGCCAGAUCGGAAGGGCGAUGUGCAUUUCUUUUAUGCUACGUAUGCAAUCGUCGGUGCUUCUGUGUAA
Molecule: messenger RNA, 1482 nt
Organism: Aspergillus tanneri
Lineage: Eukaryota; Fungi; Ascomycota; Eurotiomycetes; Eurotiales; Aspergillaceae
Product: putative methionine permease
Exons: 3
Coding region: 1-1482 (493 amino acids)
Biological process (GO): amino acid transmembrane transport
Cellular component (GO): membrane
Molecular function (GO): L-amino acid transmembrane transporter activity
Source: RefSeq, a predicted model, not a curated record